This is a messenger RNA of Pogona vitticeps (central bearded dragon), 1602 nucleotides long. Lineage: Eukaryota; Metazoa; Chordata; Lepidosauria; Squamata; Agamidae. The record is from RefSeq and is a predicted model, not a curated record.
CGGAUUUGGUGUCUGUCCCCCAUUUCCAAUUAUAGAUGGAUCAUUACAGACAGAGAAGUCCUGAGAAGCCAGACAUCUGCUCUUCACAUGAAUGCACUCACCUCCUAGAGAACAGCCCGCCAUCAUGCUCUGGAAACUGGUCGAAAAUGUCAAGUACGAAGAUAUCUACGAGGACCGGCACGAUGGCGUCCCCAGCCACAGCUCCCGGCUGUCCCAGCUGGGCUCGGUCUCGCAGGGGCCUUACUCCAGCGCCCCGCCGCUGUCUCACACCCCGUCCUCGGACUUCCAGCCGCCCUACUUCCCGCCCCCCUACCAGCCUCUUCCUUACCACCAGAGCCAGGACCCCUACUCGCACGUCAACGACCCCUACUCCCUGAACCCGCUGCACCAGCCCCAGCAGCACCCCUGGGGCCAGAGGCAGCGGCAGGAGGUGGGCUCCGAAGCCGGCUCGCUCCUCCCGCAGCCGCGGGCUUCGCUGCCGCAGCUCUCCGGCCUGGACCCCCGGCGGGACUACCACUCGGUCCGGCGGCCUGACGUCCUGCUCCACUCGGCGCAUCACGGCCUGGAUGCCGGCAUGGGCGACAAAGCCGGGCCGCUCCGCUCGGGCCGCGCUUCCCUCUCCUCCCGCGGCCUCUCCUGGCUCUGGCCUGCCAACAAGGGCAGCGGGGGACUCCGGGCUCCUUCCUCCGCCCGGCUGCGGGACUGCCGGAAGUCAGUAGAAGAUGCCAAUAACAGCGGCAUGAACUUGCUGGACCAGUCUGUCAUCAAGAAAGUUCCAGUUCCUCCGAAAUCUGUUACUUCCUUGAUGAUGAACAAAGAUGGUUUCCUUGGUGGCAUGUCUGUGAACACAGGCGAAGUGUUUUGUUCGGUACCUGGGCGGCUGUCCUUGCUCAGUUCGACUUCUAAGUACAAAGUAACAGUUGGAGAAGUUCAAAGGCGCCUCUCACCUCCGGAAUGUCUGAAUGCCUCACUUCUUGGAGGAGUACUUAGAAGAGCCAAAUCGAAAAACGGGGGCAGAUCGUUGCGAGAGAGGCUAGAAAAAAUCGGCUUGAAUUUACCAGCCGGCAGGCGCAAAGCGGCCAAUGUCACUUUACUCACCUCCCUGGUAGAAGGAGAAGCUGUACAUUUAGCCCGGGAUUUUGGAUACAUUUGUGAAACUGAGUUCCCAGCCAAAGCUGUUUCUGAGUACCUGAACAGACAGCACACGGACCCCACUGAUCUCCACUCCAGGAAGAACAUGCUGCUUGCCACAAAGCAACUUUGUAAAGAGUUUACGGAUCUCUUGGCCCAGGACAGGACGCCCAUUGGCAACAGCCGGCCCAGUCCCAUAUUGGAACCAGGGAUCCAGAGCUGCUUGACUCACUUCAGCCUCAUCACCCACGGCUUUGGGUCCCCAGCCAUAUGUGCUGCCCUGACUGCUCUCCAGAACUACCUAACUGAAGCUCUCAAAGGCAUGGACAAGAUGUUCUUGAACAACAACUCUGCUAACAGGCACACGUCUGGGGAAGGACCAGGUAGUAAAACUGGAGACAAGGAAGAGAAGCACAGAAAAUGAAACAGAUGACGCUAAUGAAAUUAGGGGGAAAAAAUAAAAUAAAAAAG